Messenger RNA from Gossypium arboreum, 853 nucleotides. RefSeq names its product protein LEAD-SENSITIVE 1-like. The record is from RefSeq and is a predicted model, not a curated record. The transcript is spliced from 2 exons. Lineage: Eukaryota; Viridiplantae; Streptophyta; Magnoliopsida; Malvales; Malvaceae. Bases 60 to 599 code for a protein of 179 amino acids.
GCCUUACUUUAUUACUAAAAACACAACUUAAAACAAAAGAUUUUAACUAGAAAUAAAAAAUGGGACAGCCACAAAGCAAACCAAGGUUUCCUCAACCAGGGGAUCACAUCUACUGUGAAAGAAAGGGAGGUUUCUAUGAUCACCAUGGAAUAUAUGUGGGGGACAACAUGGUGAUUCAUCUCCGGGGAGCAGCCAAGAAACUUGGGGAGCUACCUGGAUGCCAAAAAUGUGGAGACAAGCGAGUCGAAAAUGGUGAAAUAGCAAAAGUAUGCAUAGAUUGUUUCCUUGAUGGUGAAACACCCCAGAUCUAUGACUAUGGAGUUUCCUCGCUAGAAUUCGAGUGCAGAAAACGUGGUACUUGCUGCCCACGCCAUUCCAAGCCUCCCCAUGAAGUUAUUAGCACCGCAACUGAUUUACUUGAACAGAAUGGGUUUGGCCCCUACGACAUGUUUACUAACAACUGUGAGCACUUCGCUGUGUAUUGCAAAACAGGCUCUACCGCAAGUUUCCAGGUUGAACGAGUUAUUGCUACUUGUUCCGUUGGUAUACUUGCUGGCGCUGCUGUCGGCUUGUUUCGAAAUGCGUUAGCAAAACAUUAAGCUCCUGGUAACUUCUGCCUGCAAUUCAUUCACGGGGCUUCAAUUACAUCUUACUUAUAAGAAGAUCUCAUAUCCCAAUAAACUUAAAAGUCAAAGCCAACUAGUGCUGAUAUUCACCCAUAUGCAAAUAUGGAUUAUUUAUCAUCUUUAUUUUAUAAAUACUAAAAAAUUUAUGAGGGUAGAAAUUGCAUAUUUGGUAUAUAAGUUUGUGUUUGAAAACAAUAUAAAAUAAAUAAUAAAUUUUAUUAUAAGAA